Messenger RNA from Rhizophagus irregularis DAOM 181602=DAOM 197198, 390 nucleotides. NCBI's taxonomy places the organism in Eukaryota, Fungi, Glomeromycota, Glomeromycetes, Glomerales, Glomeraceae. The record is from RefSeq and is a predicted model, not a curated record.
AUGACAUCUGUUCGACCUGUGAAAGUUAGUUAUAUUUAUGCAUGUGCACUACCAGGAAUAGGAGAGUGGAAGGAAUGGUCACCUGAAAAUAUAGAAAAGAUUGUUAAAAAGCGAAAAAUUGAAAAACUAAAUCCUACUUUUACACCACAUACACAAUUUACCAAACAAUGGACCAUGCCAAUUUUGAAUAAAGAAAACGAACAGGAUCCAAUACAGGGUGAAUCGAUGCAUGAAGAACUGCUGAGACGUACAGAACUUGGCGAAAUUGAAGAAAGUGACAUACCUAAAGUAUCUACAAUAACAAACUGGAUUUCAACUUUUUCACGUAAAUGGAAAGAGGCCAUGGCUUUGCGUUCUUUAGAAGAAAAAACGAACUCUAAAAAUUCAUAA